ACUCAAGGUUGUCCUUGGUUCUUUAUAUACUGCAUGUAACAGUUGCAGAGUAUGGAGCCAAAAACCAACCAGAGAAAAUCACCAGUUUUUCCCUGUUUCCGGUCCUCGUUUCUGAUUCAUGGAAUGCAUUCUCUUUCCACGCCUCAUCAUCAGCUCAAGGGUUCACUAUGGAUUUUUGGCUGCCCCUCAGAGUACAGGCAUUGGGGUGAUCAGGAAGCAAUGGUUUAACACGAGUUGCUGGGCACUAGGAUUGUCCGGAACUGGUGCCGGAAACGUAUCGGAUGAAAGUUCUCUCAGGGGAAGUGAAAAUGGUUCCCCGUUGGCUGCCAUUGGCCAGUCUGCUUCAGCUCCGUUCAAGACAAUUGAUGCUGAGAUUACCCAGGAAACCAUCGAUUUCUUCGUAAGUGAUGCUGAGGGUGAUCCUGACUGCCCUUCUGAGGGGUAUUCUUCGAUCGAGCAGGCGCUAAAUUCUCUCCGGCAGGGGAAGUUUGUGAUAGUUGUAGAUGAUGAAAAUGGAGACAUCGAAGGGAACCUUGUCAUGGCAGCCUCUCUCGUAACUCCUCAAGAUGUGGCAUUUAUGGUGAAGCACGGUUCAGGAAUAGUCUCUGUCGGAAUGAAGGAGGAGGAUCUCGAGAGACUGAAACUUCCUCUCAUGUCCCCGGAAAACGAAGAUGCAGAUUCUUUUGCUCCAACAUUCACGAUAACUGUGGAUGCAAAAGUCGGAACCUCAACAGGGGUUUCUGCUAAUGAUAGAGCAAAGACCGUGCUCGCCCUUUCGUCUCCCGACUCGAAGUCAAAGGACUUUAGAAGGCCAGGCCAUGUGUUUCCCCUCAAGUACCGGAACGGCGGAGUUCUAAGGAGAGCAGGCCACACUGAGGCUUCCAUCGACUUAGUCGUGCUUGUGGGCCUUAGACCAGUAUCUAUUCUUACAGCUAUCCUCGAGCCAGAGGAUGGGUCAAUGGCCACGUUAUCAAACUUAAGAAAGCUCGCCUUAGAGAAUGGCCUUCCGUUAGUUUCAAUAACUGAUUUGAUCAGAUAUCGGAGAAAGAGAGAAAAACUGGUCGAAAGAACGGCUAUAUCACAGUUGCCUACUACAUGGGGAUUAUUUCAGGCGUACUGCUACCGCUCAAAGCUCGAUGGCACAGAACACAUAGCUAUCGUAAAAGGUGACAUUGGCAACGGGGAAAAUGUGCUUGUAAGGGUUCAUUCAGAAUGUCUGACCGGCGAUAUAUUCGGCUCAGCUCGUUGUGAUUGUGGGAAUCAGUUAGAUUUGGCGAUGCAAUUAAUCGAGCAAGCGGGUCGAGGAGCCAUUGUUUAUCUCCGGGGCCAUGAAGGCAGAGGGAUUGGUCUUGGCCACAAGCUGCAGGCCUAUAACCUGCAAGAUCAAGGCCACGAUACUGUCCAGGCAAAUAUUGAACUUGGAUUAGCUGUCGAUGCCCGUGAGUAUGGUAUUGGUGCUCAGAUACUGAGGGACGUUGGAGUUCGAACGAUGAGGCUGAUGACGAACAAUCCAGCCAAGUUCACUGGUUUAAAGGGCUAUGGUUUGGCCGUUAUCGGCCGGGUUCCAGUACUGACGCCAAUAACAGAGGAGAACAAGAGAUACUUGGAAGCAAAAAGGACCAAAAUGGGCCACAUAUAUGGGUCCGACAUCCAAGGUCCAAUUACGGGAUUGAUCAAACCGGAUGGAAAAAGUAAGGACGAGCCACCCAAAAUCUCGUGAAGGUUAUUACAUAUGGCAUUGCUUCCGCAGCCGCGAGAUAGUUUGUACCUGAAAAGAGUGAAGAGAUGCUCAAAAUCGAGAAUCGCUUUGAUUCCUUGGGGGGGGGGGGGGGGGGGGGGUUGGGCGAGCCAAUCCAAACACGGGAUCGGAGAUGGUUGAUUGGUCCAUUCAUGUGUACACAAAUUAUACAAUUCCUUUAUAGGGUCACCAUUGAUGUGAUCCAAGUUGUUGUCCUUUGACACAAAUUGCACUGCUGGGGAUAAAUGCUCAAUUGUAUAUCUGAGGUUAUCUUCAA
This is a messenger RNA of Punica granatum (pomegranate), 2015 nucleotides long. The record is from RefSeq and is a predicted model, not a curated record. NCBI's taxonomy places the organism in Eukaryota, Viridiplantae, Streptophyta, Magnoliopsida, Myrtales, Lythraceae.